Messenger RNA from Helianthus annuus (common sunflower), 1752 nucleotides. RefSeq names its product cytochrome P450 CYP72A219. The record is from RefSeq and is a predicted model, not a curated record. The transcript has 5 exons. The coding region runs from base 68 to 1630 and encodes 520 amino acids. Lineage: Eukaryota; Viridiplantae; Streptophyta; Magnoliopsida; Asterales; Asteraceae. Gene Ontology annotation, molecular function: monooxygenase activity; oxidoreductase activity, acting on paired donors, with incorporation or reduction of molecular oxygen; heme binding.
ACCAUAAUUCCAUUCUUCAUCAGAACACGUACCAAAACUAAAAUCUUCCAAUUUGGAGCAAAGUAGCAUGUUGGAAGCGUGUGGUGGUGUAGGAAAGGCCGCCGCGUUUGUGGCGGUUGUCGUGGUUGUGGUAUAUGGAUGGAGGUUUUACAAUUGGGUUUGGUUGAAACCAAAGAAGAAGGAGAAGUGUCUAAGAAACCAGGGACUCAAGGGAACCUCAUACAGGUUCUUAUAUGGAGAUAUUAAGGAGAUGGUGAAGAUGAUAACCGAAGCAUACGUCAAACCCAUAAACUUGAACGAUGACAUCGUGCCACGAGUUAUGUCAUUCGCUCAUAAAUUUGUUACUACUCAUGGUAAAAAUUGCUUUACAUGGGCGGGACCGAUACCUAUAAUACACAUAACAGACCCCUCAAUGAUAAAGGAGAUUCUUGGAAAUUAUGAAGACUUUCAAAAGCAACGAGGAGGAAACCCGUUAACGAGGUUGUUAGCAAAAGGGCUAGUGGACGUCGAGGGUGAUCAAUGGGUGAAACAUCGAAAGAUCAUCAAUCCCGCCUUUCAUGUCGAAAAGCUUAAGCAUAUGGUUCCUGCUUUUUAUGUGAGUUGCGAUGAGAUGGUUAACAAAUGGGAAGAAACAUUAAAGGAAGAAAGCUCAUGUGAAAUGGAUGUGUGGCCUCAUCUCCAAGCAUUGGCUGCGGAUGUAAUUUCACGGACAGCAUUUGGUAGUAGCUAUGUGGAAGGAAGAAAGAUAUUUGAACUUCAACGAGAACAAGCCGAGCUAAUAAUAACUGCUUCUCGAUCUAUUUACAUUCCUGGAUCAAGAUUUCUACCAACGAAACGCAACCUGAGGAUAAAGGCGAUUGCCCACGAAGUAAAGGGUUUGGUGAAGGGCAUUAUUGAUAAACGAGUAGCACACAUGAAAAAAGGGGGAAAUAGUAAUGAUGACCUCCUCGGCAUACUUUUGGACUCCAACUAUAAAGAGAUCAAACAAUACGGGCAUACCAAAUUUGGACUUAGUAUCGAUGAUGUCGUUGAAGAAUGUAAGCUUUUCUACUUUGCAGGCCAAGAAACUACUGCAAAUCUACUUGUUUGGACUAUGAUUAUGUUAGGACAACACAUAAGCUGGCAAAAUCGCGCUAGGGAUGAAGUUUUAAAGAUUUUUGGAGAUAAAAAACCAGAUAUUGAUGGUUUAAAUCAACUAAAAGUUAUCAAUAUGAUCUUCCUCGAGAUUCUUAGGCUAUACCCUCCUGUGGUAGCAAUUCCAAGAAUGAUCCACAAAGAAACCAAAUUAGGAAAUAUAACGUUACCGGCGGGGACAUUCAUGUUGUUGCACACAAUGCUUUCACAUCAUGACCCUAAUAUAUGGGGUGAUGAUGUAAAGGAGUUCAAGCCGGAAAGAUUCUCACAAGGUGUGUCAAAGGUAACCAAGGGACAAACCGCAUUUAUCCCAUUCGGAGGGGGUCCACGUGUAUGCAUUGGACAAAAUUUUGCUAUGUUGGAAGCAAAAAUGACACUAGUUAUGAUUUUAAGACGCUUCUCAUUUGAGCUCUCACCGUCAUAUACACAUGCUCCGUAUACUAUCAUUACUCUUCAACCACAGUUUGGUGCACACCUGGUUUUGAAUAAACUUUAGUGGUAAAUAAACUUGUUGUAUUAAGAUGCAAGACUAUAUUACAAGUUAUUUGGGGCUAAACCAUGUAAUAAUGUUUCUGUAGAUUAUAUAGUUUUGUCAUAAAGUAUUUAUUGUGUUACUUA